Molecule: messenger RNA, 787 nt
Organism: Didymodactylos carnosus
Lineage: Eukaryota; Metazoa; Rotifera; Eurotatoria; Philodinida; Philodinidae
Source: the annotation of a GenBank genome assembly
ACCAUCAUCGCGAAAUAAUCAUCAACAAAACCAGACCAGUAUAUACCAAAAUCGACCAUCAGCAGCAAUACAAAUCCCUAUGAGUAAUGUAGAACCUCAACAACAACAAGAGGCAGCAAAUUCUGUUCUGUUACAAUAUCAACUAACAAACGCUUUUCUCUAUACAAUCAUAAAUCAUCAUUUAAAAGAACAAGCGACACUGGCUGCCUCACAGAUGCAAUUAGCUGCAGCACAAGCACAAUGUAAUCUAUCAGCGAUGCUAGCUAAUAUUUUUUAUCAACAACAAACCGGUAUGGCAGCGGCAAACAUCGCAAAUUAUCCAUCGACAAGUACAACAAGUACAAAAUUUAACAAUCGCCCGCUAACAAAAUUUCAUCCUUCAAUUACUGUACAACAAUAUAUUCGCAAUUUACAACAAAAUUCACUGACGGCAUCUAGAACAACAAAACAUGCUUAUAAUCUAACCAUUAACAAUACAUCAUCGACUAGUGCUAUUAAAUAUACAUCAUCUCAACAACAGUCAUCAAUAACUGGCAUCGAUUCUAAAAAUAGAUUCGGUCAGACACCAUCUGUGUUACUUACUUAUACCCAACAAACGGAAAUUGAACGUGGCAUAUCGUUAGAUGAAGCGAUUAAUCAACAACAAAUCAAAGAAAGUUCAACAACUGUCCAAAAACAACAGCUUGAUGAAAUAACAACCACCACUGUGCUACCCAUAGAUGACAUCAAUAAUAAUUUUGUUCAACAACACGAAACAUUUUGUACAACAUUAUUACAAUGUGACUAA